AUGUCGACGUUUUUCCAGGCGCAGCAGCAAGUGGCUGCUCUAGACCCGCGUCUCGGCAAUCUUAUGGCGAGUGCAGGCCUCUACAAUUUGCGUGCACUCAUUAAGGGUGUGCGCGCAUGCAAAACAUUAGCUGAUGAGCGUGCAUUGCUGCAGAAAGAAUCUGCAGCGAUCCGAACAUCAUUUAAAGAUGAUGAUGCCUAUAUGCGGUACAACAACCUCUCUAAGCUUCUGUAUAUUCAUAUGCUUGGAUAUCCCGCGCAUUUUGGCCAGAUGGAAUGUCUCAAACUUGUCGCAUCUCCUCGCUUUACCGAUAAGCGACUGGGUUACCUGGGCAUUAUGGUUCUUUUGGACGAAAACGCACAAGUUCUUAUGCUUGUGACAAACGGUUUAAAAAAUGAUAUGAAUCAUUCCAAUAUGUAUAUCGUGGGUCUGGCACUCUGCACUUUUGCGAAUAUUGCCUCGGAAGAAAUGUCGCGCGAUCUGUGUAAUGAGAUUGAAAAGCUUAUGGGCAGCUCGAACUCUUACAUUCGAAAGAAAGCUGUGCUCUGUGCUAUGCGCAUUAUUCGCAAAGUACCCGACUUGAUCGAUCACUUCCUGGAGCCAACGCUUCAGCUUUUGGGUGACAAGAGUCAUGGCGUUCUGCUCUGUACUUUGAGUCUGGCAAUUCAGAUCUGUGAAAUUGACCCUUCAUCUAUUUCUCUAUUUGGUCGUUCAACCUCUUCGCUUGUGGCCGUGUUGCGAAACCUGCUUUCCACCAGCUUCUCUCCAGAGCAUGACGUGGCAGGCAUCACGGAUCCAUUUUUGCAGGCCAAGAUUUUACGCUUCUUGCGUAUUCUGGGUCGCGAAAGCACCGAAGUGUCUGAUUUGAUCAAUGAUAUCCUUGCCCAAGUCGCCACAAACACUGACGGAAGCAAGAUUGUUGGAAACAGUAUUUUAUACGAAUGUGUGCUGACCAUUUUGGAAACCAAAGCAGACGCUGGUUUGCGCGUGAUGGCCAUUAAUAUUCUUGGCAAGUUUCUCGGUAAUAGCGAUAACAAUAUUCGUUAUGUCGCUCUCAACACACUAAACAAAGUUGUGGGUAUCGAUACCAAUGCUGUCCAAAGGCACCGAACGACGAUUCUUGAGUGUCUACAUGACCCUGAUAUCUCCAUUCGGCGCCGUGCAUUGGAGCUCACUUACAAACUCAUAAAUGAAAACACCGUAUCAUCGGUAAUGAGCGAAUUGUUGCAAUUCCUUGAAGUUGCUGACAAUGAAUUUAAACUUGGUCUGACGACACGCAUCUGCAUGGCAGCGGAUCGAUUCGCUCCAAAUGCACGUUGGCAUUUGGAUACCAUGCUACAUGUCUUGCGUGUAUCUGGCCAUUAUGUGCGUGAAGAUGUAUUGGCUUCAUUCUUGCGACUCGUUUGUCAUACACCCGAGCUGCACGCCUACGCUGUCGAAAAUUUGUACCUCUCUCUUCAUGCAGACAUGUCACAAUUGUAUCAAACACUGGCGGCUGUGUGGGUCAUUGGCGAAUACGGCGAUUUGCUCUUUGAACGUGGGCGCAUUGAGCAGAAUGGCACUGCGCAACCUGUCCAUCCCAAAUCUGUGGUUGAUAUGCUGGCCAUGCUACUCGACUCGGUGUAUGCAACAGAGCCUGUGCGUGAGUAUGUUCUCACGGCCUUGACGAAACUCCAUACCCGAAUGCAAGACACAGAACAGCAAGAACGAAUCCGAUCGAUUCUUGCUCAAUAUGUGGAAAGCAUUGACCUCGAGACGCAAAAGCGCGCGCUGGAAUACUCCGUGCUCUUGAAACGUGAUUCUGUUCGUGACGCAGUGCUAGAGGUCAUGCCACUACCCGAAAAACGCUCUAUUGUUCUUGAAACGGUAGGCGGUGAUACGAAAGAUCUUCGCUCGACUGUUUCAUCGGGACAAAAUGAUUUGCUUUUGGAUGCAGAGAACACACCAGCGGGAAACACCGCUCAUUCUCAACAAAAUGCACAGGACUUGCUCCUCGAUAUUUUUGGUGGCAGUAACGAGCCGGCACCCCGAGCUGUCUCUGCGACAGCAUCUCGUCAAGACAUUCUCGGCCUGUUUGAUACUCCUCCCCAGCCGCCCGUGGCACAGACAACAUCGGCUUUGAGCUCGAUGAAUUUGCUCGACGAGCCGGAAUCCGAAAAGCCACAGGCCUUGCCCGUGUACAACAAGAAUGGUUUCAGUAUGGCUCUCACUAUACUCUCACAUGGUACGGACGUCACGGUACAGGCCUGCUUUACUUGCACGACAGAUGUGCAACAUAUCAUGCUUCAGGCUGCUGUGCCCAAGACACAGCAACUGCAGAUGUUGCCUCUGAGCAAGUCGUCUAUCGCGCCGGGUGAGCAGGCGACACAGAAUAUGCGUAUCUCGGGUGUAAGUAACAACGGCAAAGUGCGAUUGCGUAUUCGAUUGAGCUAUCAUGUACAUGGUGAAGAAGUUCGGGACCAGUUGGACUGGAUGCAGCCAUAA
Molecule: messenger RNA, 2484 nt
Organism: Malassezia restricta
Lineage: Eukaryota; Fungi; Basidiomycota; Malasseziomycetes; Malasseziales; Malasseziaceae
Product: AP-1 complex subunit gamma-1
Exons: 2
Coding region: 1-2484 (827 amino acids)
Biological process (GO): Golgi to vacuole transport; receptor-mediated endocytosis; intracellular protein transport
Cellular component (GO): membrane coat; Golgi apparatus; AP-1 adaptor complex
Molecular function (GO): clathrin-cargo adaptor activity
Source: RefSeq, a predicted model, not a curated record